Messenger RNA from Aptenodytes forsteri (emperor penguin), 894 nucleotides. Its product is annotated as protein ELYS. The record is from RefSeq and is a predicted model, not a curated record. Lineage: Eukaryota; Metazoa; Chordata; Aves; Sphenisciformes; Spheniscidae. The transcript has 4 exons. The coding region runs from base 112 to 618 and encodes 168 amino acids.
GGACCUGGUGGCAGUCCUUUGCUGCUUGAAGACAUAAACCCGUCAGGACGUGAUGAAACAUCAAGAACUUUAACAGAUCGUGUUACAAGAACCAGAUCCCGCAAAACUGCCAUGCAUCAGAAACUGUCUGUUGAGGAAAACAAGUCCUUCCUUUUCUCUCCUCCUCUCACAAAGCUGACGAAGAAAUUUAAAGCUGGAAAAGCAGACCAUCCUGUGCAGCUUAAGGAUUUAGACCCGGACUUGUCUUCUCAAUUUGUCUUUUCACCCCCUCUUUUGAGGUCAAGGAGAAAAAAUGUAUCUAGCAUUUUCCGAAUAGUGAAAGAACCAGAGCUUCCAACUAAAGAGGAUGAGGAUACCAAAUCCAUAGAGUCUGUGGGAAAGCAAAAAUUGAAGAGAGGGAGAACUGCAAAAUCAAAAACGAAGAAAGCAAGCAAAAAAGAAGGUUCUUGGUCACCUCCACCAGUGGAAAUAAAAUUCAUCUCUCCUUUUGGAAGUCCAGUGGAUGGAACAAAAAGCAAACAGAAAGAAACUGCAGACGUGGCAGAGAAGACUCUACGAAAGAACAAAAAAAGACUGUCUAAUUUUCCAAAGCCAGUUUUGCGCCGGAAGAUGCUGUAACUGUUUUUUAAGUUUGUAAUGUACACCACUGUUUGUAAAGUCAUCAAAAUUGUGUGGACUAGUAAAAAGAAAAAAUAAUCUAAUUUGGAAGAGAUAAUUUAUAUAAAUUAUUGUAAAAUUUCAUAAACAAAUGGUCUUCAAUAAGUAACUCCAUAUGGAGUGUGAUUUCCUCAGUCAAUGCAGUUUUCUAUUUUAUAUUAAGACUUCAUACGUUUAUAUAAUAUGUAAAUACAGCUUAUUUUAGGAAUGUUAAAUAAAAAUGUAUACUUCACGAUA